AGGUCCAAUGCUGCACGAAUCUUGGGGGCGAUCACAGCCGUGGAAAUCUGAGUGAGAAAGAGGGGUGGAAAUCACCCGAUAGAUGGAUAGAAAAACCGUAAACCUAAGCUGCCGUUCUACAUAAGGGUAUCUUACGGUCUUGGCUACUGCACAUUGAGGAAGGAGUACAAAGUAGUGCGCUUGUUCUCCAAUCGUGAAGCUGGAGGUGGAGAUGAUGAAAUUGCGCCUGCAAGAACCGAGGUCUUCGUCCUCAACACACCUGGGUACUGGAGGCCUAGUGCUGAAAACCCUCCUCCGUGCUCUGUGAUGGAGAAGAACCCAGCUGUCUUCUUAAACGGGUACCUGCACUUCCUAUGCUGUGAUGGUGGCAUCACCACCUUCAACAUCAGCGAUGAGACCUUUGGUUCAUUGCUGCCGCCACCAGAUUUUGAGAAUGUGGCAUCUGUGCUGACAGAGCUGGAUGGGUGUUUGUGUCUUUGUUAUGGAGAGCCGGAUAGCGAAGAUCCUAUCCAUUCAUCUGUGCUGAGAGAUUACAAGGAAGCCCGGUGGGAGAAGUUAUGCUGUAUUGAUCGAACUGCUUGGACAGAAUCUGAGCGCAUGCUGAUGAACUCGCUCUGGAUUGCUCCAAUUGGUAUAUAUAAUUACUCAGGCGGUGGACGGAAGAUCAUGUUCGGGACAGGUUCUUGCAAGGUGUUUGCAGUAGACCCUGAUGGUGGCGACCCAGAGAUUUUAUUGACACCAGAGGAUACCAUGGUUGGAAGUUGUGAGGAUGACUAUGUACCAACGUUUGUUCUAUUAGAGGAGAGCCUCGUGCCCGUGGGCGCCUCAAUUGAGGACAUGGUCUUGUCAUCGCCAACAACUGAAGCUUGGUUUGACAUCCUCAAUUGGCUGCCAACACGCUCUGUUUUGGAGCUAAGAUUAGUUUGCAUGGAGUGGCACGGAAUGAUCAUGACUGAUUGCUUUACCCAAUCACAUGUUAUCCAUGCAAACUUGAAAAGGAGCCCACUGAUUAAGUUCAUCGUGGAUCCUCGCUUCGGUUACUAUAUGGAUCUGGAUGAAUGGAUCGGUCAAGAUGGUUUUCUACCAGACUUUGAUCUUGUAUGUUCCCAGCCUUGCCAUGGCCUCAAUGUUGGGAGCUGCUCAUCCUGGGAUUUCGUAUGCAAUCCUACAAUAGGUUAUUGUAAGCACAUACAAUUUGAUGAUAACGAUGGUACAUUUUUUGCUGGUCGCAUUGGGUUGGGAUACGACACAGAGAUUGAGAAGCAUGUCAUGGUACAUAUUACCUACGAAGAGAAGAACCUGGAAACGAGAUGUUAUAAACUGCAGUGCAAAAUGAAGUAUGUGGAUGGCUGCGAUUGGGAUCCAAUAGAUCCUCCUUCUAGACCAAUAGCUGGCAUACCGCCGACCUUCGUCAACGGCAAGAUUUACUGGAUGGUAGACCCUAAUCUCGGACCAGUCUCUGCAAGAUCCGAAAUCGUCGCAUUCAAUGUCAACAUUGAGGAAUUUGAAGUCCUGCAAGGUCCACCGUGCACCCAUGGUAGUGGGCAUAUGACCAUCCUUGAGCUUCAAGGAGCACUUUGUAUUUCCUAUUCAGACCAGAGCAGGAACACGGUCGACCUGUGGAUGAUGAAAGAUGACGGUAUCUCGUUAAUGGAGUAUCAUAUAGUGCUUGACAAGUUAGCAGAGAACGCUGCACCAUUGGCUGUUGAUCCAACAGAUGGACGGAUUUUGCUCAACACUGGUUGGUCAUUGGGCUACUAUGACCCCAGGACAUCAGCAUUUGAGACCAUCUACACCAAGCGGCAAGCGCUUUCCGGACUAAGUUCUAUCCCAUUGUCUGCCAUGAAAGUUUAGUCUACCCGCUAAACUAGGUACACUCCUACUUUGAUCUUCUUGGACUGUGCUUAAGUCCUAUACAUUUGUUUGAAUGGAGCAUUAAGCAAGCUUAGCAGAGCAUUUGUACAAGAAAAUGUUUAGGCCUGGAUGUUUUUUUUCAUGAGUCAUGGAACCUUGACUAUAGUUUCCUAAGCAUAUGCCGAGCACUCGUAUCCUGUAUUCCUGUUUGAAAGGAUCAUGGUAAAACUCAGCUAUUCUGCAUUCACAGAUUACUGAUAUAGCUUAUCACGGAA
Messenger RNA from Panicum virgatum (switchgrass), 2129 nucleotides. RefSeq lists its product as uncharacterized. The coding region runs from base 307 to 1854 and encodes 515 amino acids. The record is from RefSeq and is a predicted model, not a curated record. Gene Ontology annotation, molecular function: protein binding. The transcript has a single exon. Lineage: Eukaryota; Viridiplantae; Streptophyta; Magnoliopsida; Poales; Poaceae.